Coprinopsis cinerea okayama7#130 is the source of this 1041-nucleotide messenger RNA. RefSeq names its product zinc-binding dehydrogenase. Gene Ontology annotation, molecular function: oxidoreductase activity; zinc ion binding. Bases 1 to 1041 code for a protein of 346 amino acids. The transcript is spliced from 11 exons. The record is from RefSeq and is a predicted model, not a curated record. NCBI's taxonomy places the organism in Eukaryota, Fungi, Basidiomycota, Agaricomycetes, Agaricales, Psathyrellaceae.
AUGGAGGCCGUCUGUUAUCAAGCUCCUCGCAAAGUCGAGCGUAUUACCGCUCCGAUCCCUACUAUCCAGGAUGAUCAAGUCCUAAUCAAGGCUGAGCAGAGGACCUCUCCAGUUACCUGCUGUGGUAUCUGUGGAACGGAUUACCAUCUUGCAGAGGGAGAAUUCAUGGCCAAGUUCCCUUUGAUCCCAGGCCAUGAAAUCGUAGGUUUCGUCCUGGAAAUCGGGAAAGACGUGAAGGGCUUGGAGACUGGCGAUCGUUGCGUUGUGGACAACACCAUCUUCUGCGAUGACUGCCACUACUGCAGACGCGCCGAAUACCUCUACUGCGAGAACUGGGAAAGUCUUGGCGUCACGAUGGGUGGCGGAUUCGCUGAAUAUGUCGCUGUACAAGCCAAGAAGGUCUAUAAGAUCAAUAACCUCACCGACCAGGAAGCGACGCUCGUGGAACCCACCGCGUGUGCUAUCCAUGGAAUGGACAAGCUCUCUCCUCCCGUCGGAGUCGAGGUUCUGAUUCUGGGUGCCGGACCUACUGGUAUCUCCUCCAAGACCCAGAUCGCGAAGGAUAUGAACCUAGCCGACGAAUACUUCGAGCUGGACAGAGUUGAUGCGUCGGCUCAGUUCCAAGAACUGAAGAGAAGGCACCCCAGAGGCUUCGAUGUCGUGGCUGAAGGAACGGCCGUGGAUUUGCAGAUCGAGGCCACUGGAUCCGAGAGGGUAGCGAACAAUGCCAUCGACUACGUUCGCCGAGGAGGGACCUUGAUGAUUUACGGCGUGUAUUCGAACGAUGCGCGCGUCCAUUGGUCUCCUGCGAAGAUUUUCGGUGACGAGAUCAGGAUCAUCGGCUCAUUCGCGCAGACCCACUGCUUCCCCAGAGCUGUCGACUACCUCGAGAGAGGUAAAAUCAAUGUUAAGCCUUUGAUGAGAAAGGACCCUGAAGUUGGAACGAAACAGGUCACGGACUCGUUCACCAUCCGAGAGUACCCUCAAGCGUUGGAGAAAUUGAAUAGCAAGACAGCGUGUAAGAUCGUGGUGACGCCAUAA